This is a messenger RNA of Marmota monax (woodchuck), 9900 nucleotides long. RefSeq names its product fucosyltransferase 10 (gene Pofut3). The coding region runs from base 562 to 2007 and encodes 481 amino acids. Lineage: Eukaryota; Metazoa; Chordata; Mammalia; Rodentia; Sciuridae. Gene Ontology annotation, cellular component: Golgi membrane. The record is from RefSeq and is a predicted model, not a curated record. Gene Ontology annotation, molecular function: alpha-(1->3)-fucosyltransferase activity. The transcript has 5 exons.
GUCUUCUCUAGUUUGGGUAAUGGCCUGGUGGGGGCAGGGGCUUGAUGUAGAGAAAAGAAAAGAGACUUUUCUGUUGCCCUUGGAAACUGGGACGCGCCUGCUGGAGCCAACAGUUGAAGAAAAUCUCUAUGCCAAGAAGGGUAUGAGUGUUAGGAGACCGAGUUGUGCACUAAAAGAGUCUACGUCUGUUUGAGAACAGAAACCUUGGGCAGAUCUUUCUAGAGCCACGGCCUGAGAUUUAAGCUGAUCCGGCUGCUGAGAUGGCACAAGUGGGAGGCUGAUGACAGGCGAAUUGUUUGAUGUCUUUUUGUCUGAAGAAUCUCCAGCUGCUCUGAUGAUGGCUUAAGAAGACUGCAUGCUGUUUGCUCUCGAUGCCAAGCCAGGCUCGCUCAAAACCUCAGAUCUCAGUCCUUCAUGGAGACCAGGUCCCAGCAGGAAUGGCAGUGCAAGAAAUUGGCACCCAGAUGGUUCCUCCAUGUGAAGUUGUCUCGGGCUAUGGGCUGCCGCGAGAACACCUGUUAACUGGGCUAGCCCUCUGUCAGUCACCCAGGGCAGGGCAGCAUGGUGCGGAUUCAGAGGAGGAAGGUUUUGGCAUCUUGCCUGUGCAUGACAGCUACUGUCUUUCUGCUCGUCACACUCCAGGUCGUGGUUGAGCUAGGAAAAUUUGAAAGGAAGACGUUUAAAAAUUCCAAUUUGCAAGAUGGACAUAAAAAAUUGGAGGAAGAGCCUGAACAUCUCAAUCCAUUCCUUCAGAAAGACGCACUGUCCUUGAUUAGGAAGAGACAACUGGAAAUCGACAGCUACCCCAUCAUGCUCUGGUGGUCCCCACUGACUGGGGAAACUGGACGGCUGGGCCAGUGUGGAGCAGAUGCCUGUUUCUUCACCAUCAACCGGACUUACUGGCACCAUCCCAUGACCAAAGCGUUCCUCUUCUAUGGUACUGACUUUAACAUAGAGAGCUUACCUCUGCCUCGGAAAGCCCAUCAUGAAUGGGCCCUUUUUCAUGAAGAGUCCCCAAAAAACAAUUAUAAGCUCUUUCAUAAACCAGUUAUCACCUUGUUCAAUUACACUGCCACCUUCAGCCGGCAUUCCCACUUGCCACUGACUACCCAAUACCUGGAGGGUGUGGAAGUCCUGAAGUCACUCCGAUACUUGGUUCCUUUGCAGUCCAAAAACAACCUAAGGAAACGACUUGCUCCACUGGUGUACGUACAGUCAGACUGUGACCCACCAUCAGACAGGGACAGCUAUGUUCGUGAGCUGAUGACCUACAUUGAGGUUGAUUCCUAUGGUGAGUGUUUACGAAACAAAGAUCUCCCUCAGCAGCUGAAAAAUCCAGCCUCCAUGGAUGCCGAUGGCUUUUAUAGGAUUAUUGCACAGUAUAAGUUUAUCCUUGCUUUUGAGAAUGCAGUUUGUGAUGACUACAUCACCGAGAAGUUCUGGAGACCACUGAAACUGGGGGUUGUCCCUGUCUAUUACGGAUCCCCCAGCAUUGCAGACUGGCUUCCAAGUAACAGAAGUGCUAUUCUUGUAUCAGAAUUUUCUCACCCCAGAGAACUGGCGAGUUACAUCAGACAACUGGAUUACGAUGACAGAUUGUAUGAGGCCUAUGUAGAAUGGAAGCUGAAGGGUGAGAUCUCUAAUCAGCGGCUUCUGGCCACUCUCAGGGAAAGGAAGUGGGGAGUGCAAGACAUCAAUCAGGACAAUUACAUCGAUGCAUUUGAGUGUAUGGUGUGCAGCAAAGUGUGGGAUAACAUUAGGCUACAGGAAAAGGGUUUACCCCCCAAAAAAUGGAAGGCUGAAGUUACACACCUGAGUUGCCCGGAACCUACCACGUUUGCUUUCUCAUCUCCAGUUACUCUGGCUCCGCGUAGGAACUCCCUGCGAGAGAUGUGGAUGCCAAGCUUCCAGCAGUCCAAGAAAGAAGCCCAGGCACUGAGGUGGCUGGUGGAUAGGAAUCAAAAUUUUUCAACUCAAGAGUUUUGGGCUCUAGUGUUUAAGGAGUAAUUUCCAAAAGUAUUAGAAUAACAUAGACUAAAGCCUUUAUGAGGUUUAUUUUCUAGGUUGCCUUAAUGUCUGACUAUAAUAGCUAUUCUGUUGACUAUCCUUUAGGAUAAACAUUAAUUGCUACAGUUCUCAUAAUGAGCCCUAUCAAGUAACAGAUAUGAAUUAUUACCCUUAGGGGUUUGCUUCUGUAUUUUUUAUAGUGAAAAAGUAAAUAUUUUUUUAUGGACAUUGAUCAUCUUUAGUUUACAUGUUUGGACCCACAUACUUGCUGCUUUUUGUAAAAAUUCACCUAAAUAGAGUGUUUUCCUUGCUGCAGUGGGGCCACAGUAUCUAGCUGGGACUUUUGAUAGUCACUCCUCCAUGUAUAUCUUAAACGAUCAGCAACUUACUGGCUUUUGGCAAGCCAAAUAUUUCUAUGCUGAGCAUGAACAUGAAAUGCAUUAGAAUUUGGCAAUAAAAGAUUCCAUCUGUUUGUUUCCAGGCAUGCAAGGGAGUAGAAAAAACUGUGUCAAACUAAUGCACUAUCUGCUUUUUAUGUCAAAAGAUUAUAUAUAUAUAUAUAUAUAUAUAUAUAUAUAUAUAUAUAAAAUAUUCUUAUACAAUUGUCUGUGUGCAUACCAUCAUGACACACCUUUAUUUAUAUGGCUCCAUUCUCUGUGCUGUCAGCUGCCUCUCUGACCUUUCUUAUGUUCACCUUGCCCCAGGCUGCCUCCUGUCUUCCCUCCCAAGUGGAAUGUCUCAUAAAGGAGUAAUUUCUUCCUGUGUAUUUUGAUCAGGGAGAUUAACCAGUUGUUCCUUGUACUUCUGAGCAGAAUAAUAAGAUUUGUCUGGUUUGCCUGGACAGCCUAUAUGUUUUGAUCAACGUGAGAGUAGAACUGAAUGCCCCAGGCACUCCAGUUGUGUUGAAGCUGAUUUGUCUUUAGGAUGAUAUACAACCUGUCAUGGUGGGCAGCCACAGGCGUUCAGUUCAUGAGCAUUUCCUGGUUUCCUAUCCUGUUAAGGGUCAGCUGUCUUAUCUGGGGUGUCUCCUGUAGUUCCAUGAGAGACAAGGAGAACAACACUGACUUUUAUUCCGUGAGUUGGUGGCCAGUGCCCUUGAUGUGCCCAGCAGUGAGCUGUGUCAUUCUUAUACAGUGUUCUCUCUGCUUGUGGCACCAGCAGGUGAAGGUCACUUUGCUGGGUGGGAGAAGGUGUCUAUGACUAAUUUCUUCCCAGACCCAAGUCUGCCAUAAUUAAAUGUGAUCUUGUACAAAUCUGUUAACUUACGUGAGCUUCCGGGGUGUUUUUUGUUGUUGUUGUUGUUUGUUUUUGGUACUGGAGAUUACAUUCAGUACCAGGGGCUCUUUACCACUGAACUCUAUCCCUAGUACUUUUUAUUAUUAUUAUAUUUUUAGUUUUGAGUCAGGGUCUCACUAAGUUGUUUAGGGUCUCAUUAAGUUGCCUUGAACUUGAAAUCCUUUUGUCUUAACCCCUGAACUGCUGUUUUUUUUUUUUAAUUUUUUUUUUAAUGAUGCUGGAGAUGGCCUUGUAUCUGCUAGGUAAGCACUUUACCACUGAGCUAUACCCCCAGCAUAGUAGGGCCUUAGUUUUGCAUCUACAAAGAAGUGAUGGGGUUAUUCUUUGAAAUUUUUUUUUUAUGUAAUAUUCUUUAAUUUACUAAAAUUUAAGAAGUUUAAUUUAGUAAGUGCUUUUACUAAGUCAGUAGGUCAGAGUGACUGUCAAAGGAAGUGUGCCCUUUUUUGCAGGAAGGAGCAUACUUCUUGGGUGGUAUUGGGAAUAGGGGAGCUUUAUUUCUCUUUUUAUCUGAUGAUAUCAAAGUAGUAUACAUUGGAAAGGAAGAAUUUGUUAAAAGAUCAGGUUUUAAAUUAUAUACUGAGUGAAGUAAUGUUCUUUUUGAAAGAGAAGACUGAGAAUUGACUUAUGCCUCCGGCAAGAUAUUAUGAUAGCUUGUGUUCUCUCCACAAAUGCCUUAACAAAUAUCCAGUGCUUAUAUCUAGCAUGUCUGAAACCUCAGUAAUCCAUGUACUCUUGUCGUAUCCUAGUUCUUUAUGAAGAGUUCCUAGGUGAAAUCCUCCCUAAAGUUUUCUGAAUUAUGUAUCCCCAAACAAAUUUAGUGAAAUGAAAUUGUGCAAUGCAGUCUAAAGAUUUUGUUGGGGAAGAGGAUGGUGAAGAGAGAAAUCCACAGGCUUGAAAAGAGGAUGUAUUUCAAAGAAAAUAACUCAGGGGUUCUUUGAGAUUCUUUGAGUCCCUACCCACAGAUUUGAGACUUUAUUUUUUUGCUUAGCAUGUGCUGCUUCAACAGGAUUUUCAUUCAUGAGACAACACUGUCUUAUCUGAUAAUCACUGUUAGGGAGUGAAAAGUGGUCCCCAUGGUAACAGGAUUCUUAUCUUACACAAUUCUUAUACAAUUGUCUGUGUGCAUUCCAUCAUGCCACACCUUUAUCUUCACCUUACUGUCUUCAUUUGUGAAACAUGAUUAAGAAAGGGGUCUGACUUAUAGCACUGUUGUGAGGAAUGCCUCAUGGCUCUGAAAACUUUGUUCAAUACAGCAUUCUGUUUAGUGUUUCAUUAUAUUUCACUUGGAUUGUUCUCAAAGACAAAUUUUCAAAGUGAUAUGACAAGGUGGACAGAAACCUUUCCAGAAAUGUUGGGGAAUACAGACGUAACCUAGUGUGACAGUGAUCCCUAACACUAGUUAAUAGCCUCCUGGUCUCCACCUGAAAAUGGAGGCAACUCUGACCUUCAAUCAUGUACAGAUAUUUCAGACCCCAAAGGCUGUGACUGGCUUAUUUGUUGCUAUUAAGGACUAGUUUAUAGUAACUAGAAAGACUAAUUUAUAGUAUCUAGAAUAUUAGUUGGGGUCAUUAGCAUUAUGGUAAUAGAUUGAACACAUAAGUAUGCUAUGCACGCUUCAGAAAUAAAAGACACAAGAAAAAAAUGAGUAUCAUUUUUUCAGUCACACACUGAAUGUUACAUAUAGGAGAGCCAGCUCAGAAUCCAGAGAACACUGUGUGAAUCCAAGUACAAUACAAACCUGAACUUGAAAUGCCUGAGGUAAUAUUAUACAUUUAAAAAAAGCCAUUGGUGGAACAUAAUUCCUGCUAAAGAUGGCAGUUCAUUAGCAUAAUUUAUUUAUUUUAGUCUGUCUAGGCUGCUCUAAUAGAACACCAUGAACUGGGGUGCUUAUAAACUUUUUUCUUAUAGUUCUGGAGGCUGAGAAGCCUGAGAUCAAGGUGCCAGCACAUUUGGUGUCUGGUGAAGGUACUCUUUCUCUUUCACAUAUGGCCGCCAUCUUGCUUUGACCUUUCACAUGAUUGAAGGUGUGUGGGAGCUCUCUGGCUCUCUGUCUUAUAAAGGCAUUAGUCCCAUUCAUGGUGGCUCCACCCUUGAAAGCCUUCACCUCCUAAAAUCAUUACCUUAGAGGUUAAGAUUUCAACUAUGGAUUUGGGAGAAACACAGACAUUCAAUUUAUAGCAUUUUGCCCCUAAGCCCCCCAAAUUAUCCUUCUCUCAUAUAAAACAUAUUCAUAUAUCCAAAUAGCCUUAAAAGUCUUAAUGUAUUUCAGCAUCAACUCAAAUGUCUUCAGAUCCAAAGUCUCAUCUAAAUAUCAUCUAAAUCAAAGGAGUGAAACUAAGAUAAAUGAACAAUGUUGGUAACCAUAGACGAAGAUAUAUUUUUAUCCUGAAAUGAAUUGCUCUUUUGCUGUGAAGCCAAAUAAAUUCUGUGCAUCCAAAAUAUAAGGGUGAGGAUGGACAUUACCAUUUCAAAGGGGAGAGAUGGAGGAAACAAUGUCCCAGGUAAGUCCAAAAUCUAAUGGGGAAAUUCCAUUAGACAUUAAGGCUUGAAAAUAAAACUUUUUGACUCUCAGAGUUCUUCCCUCCAGGACCACUGGGGUGGAAACGUCACCCUCAGUGCUUUGAGACAGCCCCACAGCAGCUUUCUAUAGCAGUCCUUCCCCCACUGCUGCAGUUUUCCCAGGACAGAGCUGUGCUAUACAGUCUUGGCUCCAUGUACCUCUGUCCUUUAAAACUCAGGUGGAGGUAGCUUUUCUAUGCUCCCCCACAUCCUCUGCACUCUGUGGGUCAGUUCGGACUGUACUGUAUGGAUUCCAUAAAAGAUAGCUUAUCUGGGUGGCCCAUACCUAUAAUCCCAGCGACUCAGGAGGCUGAGACAGGAGGAUCACCAGUUUGGGACCAGCCUUGACAACUUAGUGAGACCCUAUGUCUCAAAAAACAAACAAAACCUGGGGGUGUAGCUCAAUGGUAAGGAGCCCCUGGGGUUUGAAAAGGAAAGAGAGAGAGAGAGAGAGAUUGAUUGCUGCCUGCUCCCUCUGGAGGUGUGCUGCUACUAUGGACUACAGGGCUCCAAGGCCACUGGAGCUGCAUCUGGGUGGCUGAGGAAUGGUGCCAGAGUGCAACAGCGAAGGCUGUGAGGUGAGAUGGUGCUGAGCAGCACAGGCCCCAGGCCCUCAGGUGCCGUGGUGGUCGCUUUGAAACUGCUCUGCUCCUCUCACUCUCGCUUGUGCCUUAAGUCAUUGUUAGGAGUAGCAGCUCUAUCAUUCUUCCAUUGUUUUGGAAAAUAGGUCCUGGCUUCUGUUGAGAUAUCUGAUCCAAACUAAUCUCCUUAUAAAGUGGUCAUUGGACACACCCUUCGUGUUCUUAUUUUUAUUUAUUUAUUUUUUGAUAUAGGAUAGACUGAGAACUUCCUCAAUCUUUAAGUUGCUCCUUUUGCUGAACAAUUCUGUCUUUAAGUCACGUCUUUGUUUUCACGUUUCAUUGCAAGCACUCAGAGGAGCCCUGUUAUACCUCUAACAUUUUGCUUAGAGAUAACUUCAGCUAGGAUCUAAUUUCAUCAUUCACAAGUUCUCCCUUCCAUAAAACUCUGGAACACAAACAUGACUUAGCUAAGUCCUUUGUCACUUCAUAACAAGGAUCACUUUUUUUCCACUUUCCAGUAAUAUAUUCCUCAUUGUCACACGAGGCUUUAUCAGAAUGGCUUUAUCGCCCAUAUUCCAAACAACUUUCUGUUCAGGAUUAUUGAGGUGUUCUCUAAGAAAACUAAAGCUCUUUCUAUGGUUGUUCUUUCUUUCUGGACCCUCACCAGAAUCACUUCCACCAUUCAUGGGAAUGCAGGCUUUUUUUUCAGCAUGUGCCUCAGAAUUCUUCCAGCCUCUACACUAGACCUAGUUCCAAAAUCACUUCACGUUUUUAGGUACAAUAGCACCCCUUCUCCUGAUAUCCAUUUCUGUCUUUGUCCCUCUGGGUUGCUGUAAUAGAAUACCAUACACUUGGUGACUUACAAACACCAAAAAUUUAUUUCUCUCAAUUCUGGAUGCUGGGAAGUAUAACAAGAUCAAAGUAGUGGUAGAUUUGGAGUCUGAUAAGAGGCCACCAUAUAGUUCAUAGAUGGCUGUUUUCUUGCUUUGUCCUCACAUGGCCGAAUGAGUGAGUGAGCUCUCAGGUCUCUUACAAGGCCACUGAUCUCAUCGAUGAGGGCUUCACUUCAUGAUCUACUUACCUCCCACGGGCCUCACUUGCUAAUGCUGUCACAUCGUGAUUAGAAUUUCAACAUAGUAGUUUUAGGGGGACACAAAAGUUCAGUCUGUAGCAUCAGUGUAGAGUUAAUUUUUAGUGAACAAUGUUGAUUACCCUAAAGCAAGAUAGGUACACUCUGCAUGUCAUACAUCUUUCUUUCUUUUUUUUUUUUUUGGGUGGGGGUACUGGGAAUUGAACUCAGAGCCACUUGGCCAGUGAGCCUCAUCCCCAACCCUGUUUUGUAUUUUAUUUAGAGACAGGGUCUCACUGAGCUGCUAAGCACCUUGCCAUAGCUGAGGUAGGCUUUGAAUUCUCGAUUCUCCUUUCUCAGCUUCCUGAGCCACCUGGAUUACAGGCCGCUUGGAUUACACCCAACUCAGCUCAUGUAUCUUUCUUAAAAGCUUCAAAGUAUAUAGUUUGAAAGUUCACAGACCAAGAAUAGUGCUAAUUAUGUUUUGAUUAACUUUUUAAUCUUGAAUAUUUUAUUAAAAACUUCUCAUCCUUCCUUAGGAAAUUUAAAAAUUUUUCUUUUCAGUACCUAUAAUAUUGUCCCUUCAUAAUUCUAUUAUCAAUGUAGAUGUUGAGUUCUUCUGAUUACAGAAAGUUAAAAAUGCUUGAAAAACUCAAAAUAGAAUUAUAAACUAUGACUUUGGGGUAAGAAAGACCUAUUCUUAGUUGCCACUCUGUAUUGUAUUGUCUGUUAUUUUGAUCAAGUUAUUUGGCUUUUCUAAGCUUCACUUUGCUCUUCUUUAAAUGAGUUUCUAGCAUCUACAAUGACAUCCAGCCUCCCUCUAAGGUCAUUGUGAGGAUUAAAUAAGCUCAUGUUCAAACAUAGCUAAACAAAUGCUGGCUGUAUUGGUUAUAGCUAUCUGUAGCCAUGACUUUUUUUCCCUUAAUUUUUAUUUUCUCUUCUUCAAACAACCUUUUGUUUUUGAAGAUUUCUACUGAGAUUUGUCCAGAAAAAUGGUAUAAUUAGUGAUACUACCAGGGGUGAUACUUUUUUGUUCUUUAUUUUGUUAUUUGAUACAUAUUUAUUGAGUGUUAUGAAAUAGGCAUUCUGCUAGACACCAUAGUUGAUGUGAAUAAGAUGUAGGAAAGAUGUGCAGGGCUCUGGGUAGGGUUUUGUGAUCUUAUGAUGGUAUUAAAACUAGGGACUGAAGAAUGCCCAGGUUAUUCUUUGACUCUCUCCCUCCUCCAUUGGAUCUUUGAUGGAGUUUUAUACACAUCUCCCAACAAGUAAUGACACUAAAACAGCCUCCUUAUAUUAGUUGUGUAAAUCUGAGCAAUCCCUUUGCAGAACUCUCUGGUAAAAGCUUGAUUUAGACCGGAAGCCUAAAUAGACUCUUUUGUGAUCUUUCCAUUUCUCAAUCUGAGUCUUGGGACCAGCCAGUUCAUUAUGCUAGUACUAAGAAAAAGGAGAGAAAAAUGACCAGGUCUGUAGGUCUUGACCCAGUUCACUCAUUAAUGGAAAAUCAAAGGUGGAAAGAAGAGAAACCUUAUUUGGCCUUCUAAGGGGAGAUGGACCCUCUUUUGCUCUCCAUAAGGGAUGGAUAUGAGACUCUGGAGUACAAUGCGUAGAGCCUUACUUUUAAUUUGUAGGGACCUCCCUGAUUCUAAAAUGUGGCCCUCCUAAUUUCCUAGACCCAGUGGUGUUGGUGGUAGGGUUUGUUAAGAAGAUUGGCAAGGGGCAGAGGUGUAGGGAGGGGCAGAGUGACUCCAGGACUUUUGUCCUCUAAACUCAUUGCUCAUUGGGUGUAACAGUCAGACCUCUGGUCAGUCAGAGGUGUAGCUGUAUCCCACAGGGUAUCUGGCCAUUUGUGAGAACUGAGACCUCCUGUUGUCUUCCUGAGAGUUCUUUCUGACAUCUAUCCUUGCCCCUUUGUAUUCCCCUGGGAUAGUGACAUAUGCAGUUUAGUUAUUACCUCUGAACCUUUUGAACUGAGCGGAACUAGACAUUGAUCCGUGCUUCCAAGGACAUUUUGAGCAUUAGGCCAAAAAUUUAUUCUUUAUAUUAUUUACCAUGCACAAUGUGACCGUCAUCAAACCUGGCUCACCAGAGGUUAUACAACCAGCCCAAAUAGGCCAUUAUGAAUAUUCAAAAUUUUACUAUCAGGAACUUAAUAAUUUUUAAAAAACACUGAUUAUGAAGAUAAGGAAAUUUAAAGACUGUGUAGAUAGGGACUGGUAGUAAUGAUUUUGAUGCAGGGGCAUUAAUUAUCCCAGGAGUCCUUGGAAUGAAUCUAACAUUCUCUAUUUAGAGGAAACUCAUUUCAUGAGUCUAUCCCAGGGGGGAGAAAAUGCCAGUUUUAUGUAAGAACAUCCUUGAAGAAACAAUAAAAAUAAUUUUAUUAAAUCCCAA